Messenger RNA from Sesamum indicum (sesame), 2464 nucleotides. RefSeq names its product Cyclic nucleotide-regulated ion channel family protein (gene DND1). The record is from RefSeq and is a predicted model, not a curated record. Gene Ontology annotation, molecular function: monoatomic ion channel activity. Gene Ontology annotation, cellular component: membrane. Lineage: Eukaryota; Viridiplantae; Streptophyta; Magnoliopsida; Lamiales; Pedaliaceae. Gene Ontology annotation, biological process: transmembrane transport; monoatomic ion transport.
ACUGCUUAUAUAUGUACCAAAUAAUACCGACAUCUACUCUUGAUUAAUGCAACAUCACUAGUACAGUAGUAAUUUACUAUAUUCAAGACUUUCGUUAAUUCCUCAUCUUUCUAUGUACUACCAUUAAUCCCUUCUCACGCAUCUUCUUCCCCCAUGGUUAUCCUGACCCCUCCCACAUGCCUUCCCUUGAUCAACAACCCCAUUUCUCCUUUUCAAGGUGCUGCGGAAUACUCCGGCAAGAAUCAUCGGAGGACAGCAGCGAAAGCGAGGACAAUCAAGUCUCUGCCGCCGGCGAAUGUUACGCAUGCACUCAGGUGGGAGUCCCGGUUUUCCACUCCACCAGCUGCGACAAAGCCCACCAACCCGUGUGGGAGGCUUCCGCUGGUUCUUCCUUGCUCCCCAUAAAACACCGCUCGCCCGGCCAGAAAGCCAGCUCCGCCCAGUCCUCCACCAGCCCGGAGAAGCCCACCUUCGGGAGAGUGUUGGACCCCAGGAGCAAGCGGGUCCAGAGAUGGAACCGCGCGGUCUUGUUGGCUCGUGGCAUGGCGCUGGCUGUGGACCCUCUCUUCUUCUACUCACUGUCGAUUGGCCGGGGUGGCUCGCCUUGCUUGUACAUGGACGGAGGCUUGGCAGCGGUUGUGACGGUGGUUCGGACGUGCUUGGACGCGGUGCACCUCUACCACUUGUGGCUGCAGUUCCGGCUGGCGUACGUGUCGAGAGAAUCGCUGGUCACGGGGUGCGGGAAGCUCGUGUGGGAUCGACGUGCAAUCGCUGCUCAUUAUCUGCGGUCGAUCAAGGGAUUCUGGUUCGAUGUUUUUGUGAUUCUGCCUGUUCCUCAGGCCGUGUUUUGGUUUGCAGUGCCGAGGCUGAUCAAAGAGGAGCGAAUAAAGCUUGUAAUGACGAUUCUCCUGCUCAUCUUCUUGUUCCAAUUCCUACCUAAAGUCUAUCACAGCAUAUGCUUGAUGCGAAGAAUGCAAGAAGUCACAGGCUACAUCUUCGGCACGAUAUGGUGGGGUUUCGGCCUUAACCUCAUAGCCUACUUCAUUGCUUCGCACGUUGCCGGUGGAUGCUGGUACCUUCUUGCCAUUCAACGUGUGGCAUCGUGCCUUAAGCAGCAGUGCAGCAGAUACGGCUUCUGCAGUCUCUCUCUGUCCUGCUCAGAGGAGGUUUGUUCCCAGUUUCUGUUGCCAUCCAGCACUAUUGGAAAUCCGUGCGGUACUAACACAACGGCUGCGCUUAGAAAGCCGCUGUGUUUGGAUGUCAACGGGCCGUUUCCUUAUGGAAUAUACGAAUGGGCUCUUCCUGUUGUAUCGAGCAGCUCUGUUGCUGUCAAGAUUCUUUAUCCCAUUUUCUGGGGACUUAUGACCCUGAGUACUUUUGGCAACGACUUGGAACCGACGAGUCAGUGGCUGGAAGUGAUGUUUAGUAUAUGCGCUGUGCUUAGUGGUUUACUGUUGUUCACUCUGUUGAUCGGGAAUAUCCAGGUUUUUUUGCAUGCUGUCAUGGCGAAGAAGAGGAAAAUGCAGCUGAGGUGCCGAGACAUGGAAUGGUGGAUGAGGCGGAGACAGUUGCCGUCACAACUGAGGCAAAGAGUUCGGCGUUAUGAACGACAUAGAUGGGCAGCUAUGGGUGGUGAUGACGAGAUGGAGCUAAUUAAAGACUUGCCAGAAGGACUUAGGCGGGACAUUAAGCGCUUUCUUUGCCUUGAUCUGAUAAAAAAGGUGGCGUUGUUUCACAACCUGGAUGAUCUCAUCCUGGAUAAUAUAUGUGACCGUGUCAAGCCCCUUGUGUUCUCCAAAGAUGAAAAGAUCAUACGAGAGGGAGACCCUGUGCAACGUAUUGUGUUCAUCGUGCGUGGUCGUGUAAGAAGUAGCCAAAACCUCAGCAGAGGAAUGGUGGCAACAAGCCUACUUAAGCCUGGUGGAUUCUUCGGGGAUGAGCUUCUCUCUUGGUGUCUUCGACGCCCGUUUUUAGACAGACUUCCAGCUUCUUCUGCUACAUUUACCUGCCUUGAGCCCACGGAUGCAUAUGCUCUUGAUGCCAACCAUCUCCGCUACAUAACAGAUCACUUCCGCUACAAGUUUGCAAACGAGAGGCUUAGACGUACUGCCAGAUACUAUUCGUCCAACUGGAGGACUUGGGCUGCUGUUAAUAUCCAAUUGGCUUGGCGGCGUUAUCUGCAGAGGAUGAGACCGGCGGAGAUCAGCUAUGGCUCGCCCAACGUUGAUAGCGACCGGCGCCUCAGACAAUAUGCUGCGCUGUUUAUGUCGAUCCGUCCUCAUGAUAAUCUUGAAUAAGACGAAAUCUGUAGCUCAUGAUAGCUAGGCCUGUUCUUCUGAUGUCACAUGUGGAAGGAAGACAUUUGCUGAGACAGAUAGAGGACAAUUUCUUUCAUUUAUGUAAGAAUUUUCAUGUAUAAUACAAUCAGUGUGAUAUCAUUGAGGAUGAUAGUUGCUGAAAUAAA